ACAACCGGACACAGCGUGCUGUGCUCGGUUCAGCGAUAGAUCAGUCAUUCAAAAUGUUGAGAAUUACGAUCCGGACAGACGUAGGAUCCCUUUGGAUAUUACUCUGUAUUGUAUAUUCACAGUUCCUAGCUGUGUCAUCCGAUGACAUUGUGGUGGCAUGUGGCGGAUUCGUAAAAUCCGACGUUGAAAUCAAUUACUCUCUGAUCGAGAUUAAACUGUACACAAAACAAGGUUCGUUGAAAUAUCAAACAGACUGUGCUCCCAUCAAUGGUUACUUCAUGAUCCCUCUCUAUGAUAAGGGAGACUUUGUUUUGAAAAUUGAGCCCCCUCUUGGGUGGAGCUUUGAACCUACCAGCGUUGACCUGCAUGUGGAUGGAGUCAGUGACAUCUGCACCAAGGAAGAAGACAUCAACUUUGUUUUUACUGGGUUCUCAGUUUCUGGAACGGUUCUGAGUAAGGGCCAUCUCCUGGGCCCAGCAGGAGUUGAAGUCAGGCUGAGCCGAGCGGGAACGGAGGAGAAGCUCCAGAGUGUGGUCACUCAGCCUGGAGGAAAGUACACCUUCUUCAAAGUGCUACCUGGAAGUUACGAUAUCACAGCCUCCCACCCGUCUUGGACUCUGGAACAGAGCACCACCUCAGUGCAGGUCUCCAACGCCAACGCCCCGGCCGCCGACCAUCUGGUGGUUGGAGGCUAUGAUGUCUCAGGGGAAGUUCGCAGUGAUGGAGAGCCCAUGAAGGAGGUCACCUUCCUACUGUACUCCGCUGCAGUCAAGAAAGAGGACAUCAGUGGCUGUAACACAUCCCCUGUGGAGGGUACGGACCCCGGGGACAGCUCCCUCGUCUACCUGUGCAGCGCUCUGUCCAGGGAUGAUGGCAGCUUCACCUUUCCCUCUCUGGCCAGUGGCGAGUACACUGUUGUGCCUUUCUAUCGGGGGGAAAGGAUCACUUUUGACGUUGCUCCUUCUAGGAUGAAUUUCAAGGUGGAACACAACAGCUUGAAACUUGAGCCCAUCUUCCGUGUGAUGGGUUUCUCUGUGACGGGCCGGGUUCUCAACAGUGCUGGUGGGGAGGGUGUGCCUGACGCCGCCGUCUCCCUCAACAAUCAGAUCAAAGUUGUCAGCAAGGAGGAUGGUUCUUUCCGGUUAGAGAACAUGACAGCUGGUACCUACACCAUCCGUGUCAACAAGGAGCUCAUGUUUUUCGAGCCAGUAACUGUGAAGAUUGCCCCGAACACGCCUCAGCUUCCAGACAUCAUCACCGCAGGGUUUAGCGUAUGUGGUCAGAUCUCCAUUAGUCGCCUCCCUGAAGGAAUGAAGCAGCAGGGCCGCUACAAGGUGACUCUGAUAAACCAGAACCAAGACAAGGCUUCCAGUCGGACCGUCGAGUCAGACCCUCAGGGGUCUUUCUGCUUCCAGGCCAAACCUGGAGACUACACCGUCCAUGUAUCGCUUCCUGAAGCGGAGGUCAGUGCAGGCCUGGCUCUGCAGCCUCAGGCCCUCCAGGUCUCCCUUGUGGACCAGCCCCUUACAGACCUCCUUUUCACCCAGUUCAUGGCCUCCGUCUCCGGAAAAGUCUACUGUCUCUCUUCCUGUGAUGAGCUGUCUGUAACUCUGCAACCGGUGAAUCGGCAGGGAGAGAGGAAGAUGGCGGCUUUGUCUGGCAGCAGCGACGUCCUCAGCUUCUCUUUUGACGACGUUUUGCCCGGGAAAUACAAAGUGGCUAUUUCUCACGAGGAGUGGUGUUGGAAACAUAAGUCUGUGGAAGUGGAGGUUCUAGACUCGGAUGUCUUGGGGGUGGAGUUCAGACAGAUUGGCUACAUCCUCCGCUGCUCCCUCUCCCACGCCAUCACUUUGGAAUUCUUCCAAGAUGGCAGCAAACCCGAGAAUGUUGGCGUGUACAACCUCUCUAAGGGAGUCAACCGCUUCUGUCUGUCCAAACCUGGUGUUUACAAGGUCACCCCGCGCUCCUGCCAUCAGUUUGAGCAGGACUUCUACACCUACGAUACCUCGGCCCCCAGCAUCCUGACCCUCACUGCGGUGCGGCAUCACAUGACAGGACUCAUCACCACCGACAAGAUUCUAGACGUCACAGUCACAAUCAAGUCGUCCAUAGAGAGCGAGCCAGCGCUGGUUUUGGGUCCCCUACGAAGUCUGGAAGAACAGAGGCAGGAGCAACAGCUGCAGGAGAUUCAGCUGCGCCGUCAGGAACGAGAGCGUCGUGCAGCCGAAGAGGAAGGAGGUGCCAAAGACGACAGCCCUCCAAUCCAAGAGAAGGCUGACGAACUGACAGGCCCCUUCCACUAUGAGUUCUCCUACUGGGCCAGGGCUGGUGAGAAGAUCACAGUGACUCCUUCCUCCAAAGAACUGCUGUUUUACCCUCCUGAAGUGGAAGCAACUAUCACAGGAGAAUCGUGUCCAGGUCGGCUGGUGGACAUUGUUGGCCGUGCGGGUCUAUUCUUAGAGGGUAAGGUGUCACCGGAGCUACAGGAUGUGGAGAUAUCCAUCACUGAGAGAGGAGCUGCUGCACCGUUCAUUACCGUGGCAACUAAUGAGUUGGGAGCCUAUAGCGUUGGGCCACUCCACAGCGACCGGCAGUACGACAUCAGUGCCAGUAAAGAGGGUUUUGUCCUGAGUCCAGUGGAGGGGACCCAGGGAGAUUUCAAGGCGUUCGCUCUGGCCGGUGUCACCUUCAAGAUUAAAUCAGAAGAUGGCCAGCCGCUGUCAGGCGUCCUGCUGUCUCUGAGUGGAGGACAUUUUCGUUCAAACCUUUUGACUCAGGACACUGGCCUCCUCACCUUCAAUAACCUGAGUCCUGGUCAGUACUAUUUCAAGCCCAUGAUGAAGGAGUUUCGCUUUGAGCCGGCAUCUCAGAUGAUCACAGUGGAGGAGGGUCAAAGCCUCAGUAUUGAUAUAACCGGCAUUAAGACUGCAUACAGCUGCUAUGGAGCGGUGCAGUCCCUGAGCGGUGAUGCAGAGAGGGAUGUUGCUGUGGAGGCGGUGGGACAGGGGGAAUGCAGCCUCUACAGCGAGGACACCGUCACUGAUGAAGAGGGCCGAUUCAGACUCAGGGGUCUGCUGCCGGGUUGCAAAUAUCUGAUUCAGCUGCGAGCUGAAGGCAAUGACCACAUAGAGAGAGCUUUGCCACAGCACAGAGCUAUAGAGGUUGGCAGUAGUGACAUUGAAGGGGUCAACAUCAUCGCCUUUAGGCAGAUCAAUCAGUUCGACCUCAGCGGAAACAUCAUCACGUCUCCUGAACAUCUCCCAACAUUAUCGGUGAAAUUGUACAAGAUUGAUAAUCUGGACAAUCCGAUCAACAGUGUCUCUAUGGGACAGUCUCUUUUCUUCCAUUUCCCUCCUCUGGACAGGGACAGCGAGAACUACGUGCUGAUACUGCACUCCACGUUGUCCCGCUCCCAGUAUGAUUACACCCUGCCUCAGGUCUCCUUCUCCUCCACCGGCUACCACAAGCACGUUACUCUCACCUUCAACCCCACCCGUAAAGUGCCUGACCAGGAUGUCGCACAAGGCUCCUACAUCGCUCUGCCUCUCACCUUACUCCUACUACUAGCAGCAUACAACCAUGAGAAGGUGUUUCCGCUGGUGUUGCAGCUGUUCAACCGCAUCCAAGGAGUGAGGAGCAUGGCCCAAACCAGCAGCGACAGCGCUGCUUUAGAUGAAGCCAAACGUCAGGCCAAGAGACAGAAAGCCAGGCGUACAUGAGGCACAGUUCACAUCUUCGUACACUAAGCUGAACGCUAUGAUGACCUCAGCCUCGGAGAAACUGGGGUUCCAUGUCAUCGAGGGUUACAGCUGUGUGUUUUGAGUGUUUUCAAAGCGUGUUUGAAGCCCAACACAGACCACUCGACAUGCAUUAACACCACCUCAUCAGCCAUUCUUUUUCAUUGGACUGAUAGCUGGUAUUUUAUAGAUGAAUUCUUUUUCUUUCCAUAACAGUCAUGUCCAAGAUAUAUGUUAAGAUUUGUAAUAGAUUGUUUUUUUAUACAUUUGUAAUUUAUCAAGGUCAACUUAAAGGUUUUUUGAUUGCACUUACAUGCCUCAUAUGUCAGUCUUAACACUGCACAUCAUGCCAAUCAGGACUGGGGUCAGUUAAAAAUACAAAAUACAGGAUUUUUAUCAGGCUGUGGUCUGAAUGUGAUCAAACGUCACCAAUCAAGUGUUUCUAAAAUGCCUACCAGAGUUUCAAUGACCUGACAUCAUUGUGACCCCAUGUGUUAUUAAACCAGUCUCAUAAUUCCAUCAGAAACAUGGGAUUCACUGUCACUGUCACUGGAAGGCAGCCAAAGACACUUAAUAACUGCAUUUUAUUGUAAUAAGUCAUCCUCUUACUUAAACAUAUGUUACUGUAACACACCCCUCUUCUGAUGGUCUUUUACAAUCUGUAAGUGUGAUGUAAGACUGACAAUGUCAGUUUAUUGGCCGAGGAAGGUGGUGAUGAAUAGGAUGCUGGAAAUUUGGGUUUGAAUUCUGUCAGGACAUUUUUUGUUUUCUUUAAAGGGUGGGCAGGGGCAGUGGGGUCGAGAGGUAGAGGACUAAUAGCUGAUUAAUUUAUUAAUAUGUUUAAUCAGAUGUGAAUGAUUACCUAGUUUGUGUAUGCAGUUUUAAUUUACUUUAAUUUGUCAAAGUGUGAUAAACUAUGCAGAAUGGAAAAAGUUAGAAUAAUUCAUGGGAAUCAAAGGGUCUGUUAUGACCCUGAGCCAAAUUUAGAAAGAUAAGGCAGCAUUGUAAUUUCACAAGCUCAGCGUCUUCCCACAGAGCUGUGGAAAUAUACUGUGAAAGAUAUGGAGCCGGAUUAUUUUUCUGUGUUUAAUCUAAAUGCUCUCAGUUGUAACACACUUUAACUGGACUGAAAUCUGUCCUAGUUAGGACACAAUUAGAUAAUUCAAUAGUUUUGUUGGGGUGGGGGGUGGUUUGUCCAUGUCAUCUGGUCCCAACCUGUUUUUGACUAAAUAAAGUUUGAGU
This is a messenger RNA of Melanotaenia boesemani (Boeseman's rainbowfish), 4979 nucleotides long. RefSeq names its product nodal modulator (gene nomo). The record is from RefSeq and is a predicted model, not a curated record. The transcript has 31 exons. NCBI's taxonomy places the organism in Eukaryota, Metazoa, Chordata, Actinopteri, Atheriniformes, Melanotaeniidae. Gene Ontology annotation, molecular function: carbohydrate binding. The coding region runs from base 54 to 3719 and encodes 1221 amino acids. Gene Ontology annotation, cellular component: endoplasmic reticulum membrane.